This is a messenger RNA of Spinacia oleracea (spinach), 3581 nucleotides long. RefSeq names its product protein argonaute 1. The record is from RefSeq and is a predicted model, not a curated record. Bases 170 to 3400 code for a protein of 1076 amino acids. The transcript is spliced from 22 exons. Gene Ontology annotation, molecular function: RNA binding; protein binding. Lineage: Eukaryota; Viridiplantae; Streptophyta; Magnoliopsida; Caryophyllales; Amaranthaceae.
GAUUAGUGGCUUUUGUUUCGGAGACGCCGUUUGUAAUUUAUUGUCAUUUUCUCUCUCUCCUUUUUUUUUACUCUCUCCACUCUCUUGGGGUUCUCGGCGGCGAGAGGGAAAUUGCUCUUCCGGUUGUGAAAAGGGCGUCGAUUUUUUAGGUCAAAUAAGUGUUGGCACAAUGGUGAGGAAGAAGAGAAGUGAACAACAUGGGGAAGGAGAGACUUCUCAGCAAGCUGGUGGGAGUGGUGGAAGAGACGGAGGUGGUCAACCUAUGCCACCACAACAGCCUACUGGUGGUCACCAAGGUGGAGGUAGGGGUUGGGGGCCUCAGGGACAAGGGGGCCGUGGAGGAUAUGGUGGAGGCCGUGGUGGACCUGGUGGUGGCCAGCGUGGUGGCAUGUCCUCGCAACAGUCUGGUGGACCUGUGGAGUACCAAGGCAGGGGUGCUCAGCAGCAACCACGUGGUGGUGCCCCACCUCAGCGCCGCGGUGGUAGCAGUGGUGGUGGUGGCCGUGGUGGUGGACCUAUCAGUGGGUCUUAUCGCCCUUCAGUUCCCGAGCUGCACCAAGCUUCCCAGGGUUCCUACCAACCUGGGGGUCAGCCUCCUCAAGCGAUGACUCCCGGAAAGCCGGUGGAACAGGCUGAGGCCAGUUCUGCUGUGUCGCCUUUGCAGGCCGAAUCAUCAGAGGUUCUGCAGCAGUUUGAACAAUUGUCUGUUGAAGAACCAUCUUCUCAGGCUAUUCAGCCUUUGCCUGUUAGCAGCAAGUCAGUGAGGUUUCCUCUCCGACCUGGGAAGGGUAGCACUGGAACCAAGUGCAUUGUAAAAGCAAACCAUUUUUUUGCUGAAUUACCUGAUAAGGAUCUCCACCAAUAUGAUGUCUCGAUCGUACCCGAGGUGACAUCGAGGGGUGUGAAUCGGGCUGUUAUGGCCCAAUUGGUGAAGUUGUACAGAGAAUCUCAUCUCGGAAGGCGACUUCCAGCUUAUGAUGGAAGAAAAAGUCUUUAUACUGCUGGCCCUCUACCAUUUACCAUUAAAGAAUUUAGGAUUACACUUGUUGAUGAGGAUGAUGGAUCUGGGGCGCCAAGGAGAGAGAGAGAGUUCAAGGUUGUGAUCAAGCUGGCUGCACGUGUGGAUUUGCACCACUUAGGCAUGUUUUUGCAAGGUAGACAGGCUGAUGCACCCCAAGAGGCUCUUCAGGUUCUUGACAUAGUAUUGCGUGAAUUGCCCACCACUCGCUACUCACCAGUAGGCCGUUCAUUUUAUUCCCCCAAUCUAGGGCGGAGGCAGCCACUGGGUGAGGGUUUAGAAAGUUGGCGUGGAUUUUAUCAGAGUAUCCGACCAACUCAGAUGGGCCUAUCUUUGAAUAUAGACAUGUCUUCCACUGCCUUCAUUGAGCCGUUGCCUGUUAUUGACUUUGUGACCCAGCUGCUGAACCGAGAUGUUACUACUAGGCCAUUGUCUGAUUCCGAUCGGGUCAAGAUUAAGAAGGCUCUAAGAGGGGUUAAGGUUGAAGUUACACACCGCGGAAAUAUGCGCAGAAAAUAUAGAAUUUCUGGACUUACAUCUCAGGCAACAAGGGAGCUCACUUUCCCUGUUGAUGAAAGAGGGACAAUGAAGUCAGUUGUGGAGUAUUUCUAUGAGACUUAUGGGUUUGUCAUCCAACACACACAGUGGCCAUGUCUACAAGUUGGAAAUACACAGAGGCCAAAUUAUUUGCCCAUGGAGGUGUGUAAGAUUGUUGAAGGUCAACGAUAUUCUAAACGGUUAAAUGAAAGACAAAUUACAGCUUUGCUGAAGGUGACUUGCCAGCGUCCUCAAGAGAGAGAGCGUGACAUUCUUCAGACUGUCCAUCACAAUGCAUACCAUGCUGAUCCAUACGCGCAAGAAUUUGGAAUUAAAAUUGAUGAGAGGCUUGCCAGUGUUGAAGCACGUGUUCUUCCUGCACCAUGGCUCAAGUACCAUGAUAGUGGUAGAGAGAAAAACUGUCUCCCCCAAGUUGGUCAGUGGAAUAUGAUGAAUAAGAAAAUGGUUAAUGGGGGAACAGUGAACAACUGGUUCUGCAUAAACUUUUCACGAAAUGUGCAAGAUGGUGUUGCUCGCAGUUUUUGCUCUGAGCUUGCUCAAAUGUGUCAUAUUUCUGGAAUGAUGUACAAUCCAGAACCUGUACUUCCAGCCAUCUCUGCUCGCCCAGACCAGGUUGAGAAGGCUCUGAAAACUCGAUAUCAUGAUGCCAUGAGUGCCUUGACUAAAUUACAGCAACAGAAAAAAGAGAUUGACCUGCUUAUCGUCAUUCUCCCUGAUAACAAUGGCUCUCUCUAUGGUGAUCUUAAACGGAUCUGUGAAACUGAACUUGGAAUUGUUUCUCAAUGCUGCUUGACCAAACAUGUGUUUAAGAUGAGUAAGCAAUACUUGGCAAAUGUUGCUCUGAAAAUUAAUGUGAAGGUUGGCGGAAGGAAUACUGUCCUUGUUGAUGCAUUAUCAAGACGCAUACCUCUUGUUAGUGAUCGACCAACCAUUAUAUUUGGAGCUGAUGUUACCCAUCCUCAUCCUGGGGAAGACUCCAGUCCAUCAAUUGCUGCUGUUGUUGCAUCUCAGGAUUGGCCCGAAGUAACGAAGUAUGCGGGCCUGGUGUCUGCUCAAGCACAUCGCCAGGAACUUAUUCAAGAUCUGUACAAAACCUGGCAAGAUCCCAACCGAGGCCAAAUUACCGGAGGAAUGAUAAAGGAGCUUCUUAUAUCUUUCCGAAGAUCAACAGGUCAUAAACCGUUGCGGAUUAUAUUCUACAGGGAUGGUGUGAGUGAGGGUCAGUUUUAUCAAGUCUUGCUGUAUGAACUUGAUGCUAUUCGAAAGGCAUGUGCUUCAUUAGAGCCGAAUUAUCAACCUCCUGUAACAUUUGUUGUGGUUCAAAAGCGUCAUCAUACAAGACUGUUUGCUAACAACCAUCAUGAUCGAAACUCAGUUGACAGGAGUGGAAACAUAUUGCCUGGUACUGUUGUUGAUUCUAAGAUAUGUCACCCAACUGAGUUUGACUUUUACCUUUGUAGUCAUGCUGGUAUUCAGGGUACUAGCAGACCAGCACAUUACCAUGUAUUGUGGGAUGAAAACAAAUUCACAGCUGAUGAGUUACAAUCCCUAACUAAUAAUCUGUGUUAUACGUAUGCAAGGUGUACCCGAUCUGUUUCAAUUGUCCCACCAGCAUAUUAUGCCCAUCUUGCUGCAUUUCGUGCUCGCUUCUACAUGGAGCCAGAGACCUCAGAUAGUGGUUCGAUGACAAGUGGUGCUGCUGGUGGUCGUGGAGGUAUGGCUUCUGCAGGCGGGCGAAGUACAAGAUCUCCUACUUCUAAUGUUGCUGUACGACCUCUUCCUGGUCUGAAAGAUAACGUUAAGAAAGUCAUGUUUUACUGUUGAGUCUUUAGUGUGGUUUUCCGUGAUAAAUGAAUUGGGCCUCCGAGCCUCAGAGUUCGGCUACUGGAUGUUGUGUAGCGUGAAUUGGGUUUGUGUGUCUUUUGAGCACUUCUCUUUGAAGUACUUUGACUACAUAUUUUUGUAAUUUUCUUUCAUUUAUGUGUCUGAUAUUCUGUGAGCUGAA